Besnoitia besnoiti is the source of this 9018-nucleotide messenger RNA. RefSeq lists its product as uncharacterized. Gene Ontology annotation, biological process: meiotic cell cycle; mitotic cell cycle; cytoplasmic microtubule organization. The coding region runs from base 1 to 9018 and encodes 3005 amino acids. Gene Ontology annotation, molecular function: gamma-tubulin binding; microtubule minus-end binding. Gene Ontology annotation, cellular component: spindle pole; equatorial microtubule organizing center; centrosome. The record is from RefSeq and is a predicted model, not a curated record. The transcript is spliced from 6 exons. Lineage: Eukaryota; Apicomplexa; Conoidasida; Eucoccidiorida; Sarcocystidae.
AUGCUCGCCGCGCUGCAGCGUCUCGACUCAGAGACUGGAGACCGCGAUCCAGGGGAGGAGAGAGACGGUGCAGCGCACUCGGCGACGUCCUUCUUCCCCCCCCCUCUGGCAGAGAGAGGCACGGCCUUGCGCGGCGAAGGUAUCUCUCGGCGUCGUCGCUCUUCUACCGUUGCGGGCAGCCUCCUCGACAGACAGGCGCCCCGGCAACCCAGCGCGACUCCCCCCCCGUCUUCCUCUCCACGCGCCGCCGCUUCGUCCGCUGCGUCCUCAGCCGCGCGGGUGGGUCCGGUCCGCCUCGUCGCGCGCCUCGCGCGGCGGUUCGCGGCGGCUGAGGAAGGAACUCCGCCCCAGCACCGCCCGAGGCAGCGGACGCAAGAGGACACGAGGAGCGAGCGCGCGCUGACCGACGCAGCUUGGCGGACGCUUCUCACGCCGGCGCUGCGCCACCGCGGUCGUUCACCGCUCCGCGGCAGCAGCUUGUGGGCGGUCGCAGCCCGCGGCGAGCGCGCGGAGCUUUCGACGUCCUUCGUGACGUCGGCGCGCGCACUGGGCCUCGAGCGGAGCCUCCAGCUGGCGGAGGAAGGCCGGCAGGAAGAAGGCAAGUCCCUUCUGCUGUUGGGUGAGGUCUUGCUCGCGCGCGCAGCCUCCGCCUCUUCCGCGUCGUCUGCCGCAGCGGGGGAGGAGCGACGCCUGGCGAACCCGGACGCCAUCCUGUGGCUCCUGUAUCUGCUCUCAUCGAAGACUGCCGGGGGGAAUGAGAGCGCGGACUGGCGCGCAGCUCCAGCGGAAGGGAGAGGCGAGAAGCACGCGCUGUGCCGCGACGGCCUCCGCGCGUCGGAGCUCUCCAGACAAGUCUUGCGGGUCGCAGGUGUACCUACACCGCACCUGGACGCGCAGCUGCUGCGCAGGGCCUUCUCUGGCCAACUCCAGAGGCCCGCACCCGAGGACGUCCCUGGCGAAGUUCCGGCCUUUCGCCGCGCCCCAGAGGCGCCGCCUGCGAUUUCGCAUGUGCUCUCGCUCCAUCUGAAACAAGAAGUCGUCGCGGCGGCGACUCGCCUAGGCUUCGGCGGGGCGGACGCGUUCAGAUGGCUGAAGGCAGCGCGAGAAGAGGGAGAGCGCGAAGCAGAGCGCCUCCCAGACGGUAAAGAGACAGAAAAGAGCGAGCGCCGCGAGCUGAAAGCGAUGGAGGCCACAGCAGAGGAGGAGGAGGAGGGCGCUGGAUACUUGCAGGAGGAGAGGGAGCACUCGCAAACAGAGGAACCAGAGGGUGACGAACGCAAGCAGGACGAAGGGCCAGACGACGCGACGAAGGACGAGGAAGUCACACUUGCUCCGAGUGUACAUACACUGCAGAAGACACGCGGAGUGGGUGUUGUGACUAGCCGAAGGCAGAUUCGCGCUUCGUGGCCAGAGGUGUCUGCGCUGGAAAGUUCGAAGGAAAGCGAGCAAGAGGAAGAUAAUGCGGUCGUUUGCGCGUCUUCACGUCCCGGGGCGACGCCGUGGGGCGAUCGCGUUCCCUCGCUUCGUUCGCUGUUUUCUCCUCCGCCGUCGUCCGCGUCUUCGCGCGCCUCCCAUUCCGUCUUUGCGUUUCGCAAGUUUCGUUCCUUCUCGCUCGCACCGGAUGCCUCCUCUGUCGACGGCGACGACGGCGCGCGGCUGUGCCUUCCUGACGGCGCGGGAGAGGCGUCGGGCGCUGUCUCUCCGUUGCAGCCCCCGCAGGCGGCUCGCGGAGACAGGGACCCGCGAGCCGGCGGACGAUGCUCAGCGCGAGGAAACGGCGAUUUCUUCCGCCUAGACAGAGUGGCAACGCUGCGAGCGCGCAUGAACGGAGCUCCGUCGAGUUCGCGCUUGUCGCCCGACGCCGCGAGUUGGUCGCUCCUUCCUCCUUCCGACCGGCCUGCAGCUGCUAGUCUGUCGCGCGUCUUCCCCGCGGCGCCAAGUGCGUCGUCUUUGUCAGGCGCUCCUUCUGGACUUCAGCCGGCGGCGGAUGCGCUGGCUGCAGCUUCAGAGGGCACUGCCUCCUCCGUCUGCGCGGUGCUCCGCCUUGGGGAUGCAGGCCUCGCAGUCUCGCCUGCACUUGGACCCGCCUCGGGUGCGCAGGCUUCUCCAGAGACGAGGCAGCUCUCGCAGGGGGCCUCCGUGACUGCGCCGACGAGCUUUUUCGCCUUUCCGCACAGGCCGUUCUUCUUCCCGGAGCGUCCGGGCGACCGGAGAACAGGACUCCUCGACGCGGGGUUCGGCCUUCUGCUGGGGGGCGAGGCCGCGAGCGUGCGGAGACCGAGCGCGGCGCAGAGCGCCGCAGAGAUCGACGACGGACGCUCCAGCGCCGGGGGCUUUCCCCCUGGGGGUCCGAGCUGUGCGCAGCCGUUGCAGGCCUCUGAGGCGACCCAGUUCGCUGUCUCGAUGACAGCGCGUCUAUCUGAUGGACGCGCGCGCGGCGGAGCUCUGCGUGCCUUGCUGCCUCCGCCGGAGCCGCAGACAGCGUCGCAGCCCGAAAAUGAAGCGAGAAAACGGGGCGACCUGGCGCUGAGGGAGAGGCGUCUCUCGCGAGGCCAGACGCCGCCCCCCGCCGAGCAGGCCUCGCGCGUGUCAGGCAGUUCUGCCGCAGGCCCUGAGGCCUGGGAGAGAGAAAUGCGGCAGUGGCUCCUGAGUGCGCAGAGCGGCUGCGACGCGGCCGGCGCGGGGGCGAAGAAGCGUCGCCUCGCGGCUAGAGUGUCGCAGUUCGCUUCCUGGGACCUCCGCGUGCUUCAGCCAAGAGUCCGGAGGGCGGCGAGGACGCUGCGCGCCGCGGGAGGUGGCGACGCGGAGCGCGGGGCCAUGCAGGUGUUUGGGCGCAUGGACGCGCGAGCUGCGGGCGGCGUGGGCAGUCUUCUCUCCACUGCUUAUUGCACCAUGACGCUAGGAGGCCUCGACAGCAGGCUUGCGCUGUUCGCAAAAAGUAUCCGUGCCGCACCAGGAGCACGUGGAGCGCGUGCGCGCGUCUCUCUCGGCGCGGCCGCCUCCGUGUCGCUCCCCUCGUCCCCUUUGUCUCCUCUGCCCCUGCCGUCCGCAGCUCUCGUGGCUAUCGCUUCGUCCGCCUCGUCGUUUUUCACGUCCUCCGCGCCUGCGGUCUCCAGCCCGCGGCGCCUCACGCUUGCGGCCGUGCUCACAGCCUGCCCGCCUCCACUGCCGCCCUCCCCUGUCCUCUCCCUCGCCGCGCCGCGCCCAUCUCGCGGAAUCGGGUGCUCCUCGGCGCCGUCUCCCGCCCCGUGGUCGCCAGAUGAAGCUCCAUACGAGGCAGACGCGCCGACACGCGCGCCCUUCUGGCUUCACUGCUGCGUCCGCGCGCUGCAGGGUUUCGAGUCGGUCCUUUUCCGCUCCGUUCACUGCGCGGCUUGCCUGCAGGCGCCGUCCAGGGGACUCCCCUCUGCUUCGCCGCCUUCUUCGUCGCGGGCCUGCGCCGCGCCGCGCCCCGUCACGAGGCGGUGCCACGUCCAGUGUCUGAGCUCCUCUUCGCUGCUGACCCAGGAGGCGAAGCGGCAAACCCGAGUCGAGUUUGCUGCCGUCAGGAUUCCCUCUCUCGCGUCACUUCUUCCUCCUCAGGAGGGAGGCGGCGCGCGAGGGAGUGCUGCAGACCUCGCUUCGAGGCCUUUCUUCGCCGCGUGCAGCGACCUGCGCUACAGCCCCGACACAGCCGACGACCGUACAGCGUCGUGGCAACGCUGGCGAGAGGCAGACUUUCGGACCCCAAUGAAUUCCGAGCCUAUCGGCGCAGCGGGGCCUUGGAGUGCCCGCCGAAGCGAACGCGAGACAGAAGCCACCACGUGGCCGCCGGAGAGCCGCGGGGCGUUGAGAGCGAGCUUCAGCGAAGAAGUCGCUUGGGCACCGGUUUUCGAAGAAGUCGCAGAACUCGCCAGCCUCCUCCGACGCCUUCGGGCCUUCGUGGCUUUCUUCUCGUCUCUGGCGCUUCGGGAUCGCGUCUGUUCUGCGGCGGCGCCUCCCGCGUCUGCGUCGCUGCGCCGAGGCGUGGGGAUCACCGUCGGCGCGUUCGUGGCGGCUGUGGAGAGAGCGCUCUCCGAGAUCGACGCGUUUCUGCUCUCAGACGAGGCGUACACGCGUCUCAUCCAUGAGGGCGGAGGCCUCUUUGCUGGGGCUGCGUCCGGAGGCGGCCCGCCGGCCUUUCCCAACUCUCCCCUCGCGCUCCUCCCGCGGCUUCAGGCGUGGCAGAAGCUUUUCCGCUUCCUCGCGAGCCUGUGCUACCUCGACUUCCCUUGGUGCGCGCGCGCCGCCGAGAGUGAGGCAGCAUGGCGGCUCGGCGCCGCGGCCCUGACCCGCCGCGCCGAGCCGAGAAGCAGCGACUGGGAGAGGCCCCUGCUCGGAGGUGCGGAGGCGGCUGGCUGGGGAAUCGCGGACGCCGGCUGGGUGUUUCCCCGAGGCUCGAAGCUUCUCGACAGAGUCUUCCUCUUUGCAGCCUCAGUCCAGGCCGACGCAGCCUACACGCCGCGGCCUCUUGGGUUUCUGUCGCUGGACGAUCUUCUGCUUGGAAGCGAAACCCCGCGGGUGCGCGCCCGCGGGGCUUCACCUUCGCCGUCGCGGUGGGAUGUCGCACUGCAUCUGCUGCUGCUGACCAUGUCUCCGCUGCUUCACUUCCUCGAAAACUGGGUGUUUCGAGCCCGUUUCUACGACCCAUGCGAAGAAUUCAUCUACCAAGGCCCCCCGCCGUUUUCCGCCGCUGCUGCCGCCUCGUCCUCGCUGCCGGACGCGGGAGGCAUUUUAGGAAUGGUCAGCGCCGCGGGGGGCGGACACAGCGAAUGCGUUUCUUUCCUCUUCUCUGCAGAAGCUGGAGAGGGAACCGAACGGAGCGCCUCGGAAGGCGCGGCUGCGGUCGCGGCGGCCGCGCAGACGAAUCUUGCUCUGCCCUCCUUCCUGGUGUCGAUACAGCAGGAAAUCCACAGGGCAGGCCUUCUGCUUUUCAUUCUUCGUCAGGCCUCUCCCAAGGCUUUUCAAGCAGCCAGUCUCGCUACGCCUGCCUUGUCUCCUUCGUCUCCGUCUCUGCAUUCGGAUGAACCUGCCUCCUCUCCCUCGUCCUUUGUCUCCUUCGGGCCUGCCCAGGGCCCCACACAGGCUUCGUCUUCAGCUGUGUCGGCUUUCUCUGCACCGAGUUUGAGCAUCGAGAGCUUCGCACGGUCCCUGGACUCGAGGCAGCUCACCAGCGUCUCUUCUUUCUUGUCCCCCGCGCCAGGCUCUGCGCUUCUUCCGCUUACUCGGGCUCUUCCUCCCUGCGCCGAAUUAGCCUCCUCACUUCUUCUCCCUCGCGACUCCCUGUCUGUAUCUCUGUGUCCUUCUCUAUCGUCCUUCGCGUGCGCGGUCGCCCCGCGUUUCGCGCUCAGCCAAGCGGCGUCGUCUGCCGCGUCUGCGCGCGCGUGUCCCUUCACUGCCGCAGAGGCUCGCACCGGCUUUCGGGCCUCCGCUGACGCAGGCGUCCUCGAGUUCUCCGUCUUCUUCCGAGACCUCGUCCGCGUGGAGAGCAAAGUGCGGCGGCUGUUCGCGGGCGGGUUGCAGCGCGUGUGGCGACUGGUCGAGGCGCAGCAGCUUCACGUGCAGCAGGUCGACGACGCGCGACAGGCGCACUGGCGGAGGGCGCGCGGGCUGCUUCAUCGCAGAAUUCAGUUGAGCCACCAGACGCAGCUGCUGCAGAUGCGGAGGGCACAUCUGUCGUGCGAGAUCAUCCGUGCGGCGGCGGCGCUCGCGUCGCAGAGGUCGACUCCCUGCUCCUCGCUGACCGACGUGUGGCGGCGAGUCCUCAAGAAGCAGAAGGAAGCCCAACGGCAGGCCCUCGACGAACAGCAGCGCGACGCGCGCGCACGCGCUGAGUCUCUUCCGGAGGCGAUCGGCGACGACAACGGGCGCGGGCGGCAGGAGUGGAUACAGGCUGAGCUGGAGAGACGCCUCAAGCUGCAGCGCGUCGAGUACGAGCAACUCGAACUGAAGCUGGAGCAGCUGAAGCAGCUGCAGAGGGAGAUCAGCCGGGCCUGUUGCGAGCCGUAUGUUCCCCCGGGGGGCGCCGCCGCCCACAGGCGCCAGGCCGCCAAGUCGCAGUUUGAAGCGAAAAAACUCAAGGCGGGCGUGGCGCAGGCCGAGCACGAGGUCGAGGCGGCGGCGGCGGCGCUGGUGAGCGCUCAGCUCAUGCUGGAGAGGAGCCGCGAGAGGGCGAGGGCAAGAAGUAUGGAAGAACGACUCCAGCAGGGACGUGAACACAGGGACAGAGGACUGAAAAUUCUGCAGCCUCCGGGAGGCGCAGCUACGAUCGGGGGCCUGCUCAAGACACCGACGCCAGACAGAGACGAGACACCUCGAGAAUGCCGCCGCGACCGGACCGUUCGCUCCUCGCCAUCGUCGCCGUCUGCUUCGCGUGCUGCGCGCUCGUCCUCCGCGCUUUUGGAGGCCACGUCGGUGCCUCACGCACCGCCCGCGGCGUCGUCGCCUCGUUCGCCGCCGCACGUUCAGGCUCAAGAGACCCUGGAAAAGAGGGAUGUCGCGGACGUCGACAGCGCAGAAUUCGACAUGGGCACAGCGCAUGUAGGUGGUUCUGUCGCAGAAGAAGGCGGAACGGACAUGACAGGAGGAAACGAGCGGAAAGAGUCUCCGGCGCCUUGUCUUCCGCUGCCCGCCGCUGACACUGAGGGGCCCGAGCCCGGGACGUGGGCGACGACCGCAGCCUCGAGCCCAAGGGACACUGUGGGGAGCGGCGAGGAGACACCUCGGUUCCGGGGCGGAGACGCAGGCGCAGACGGAGACGGAAAUGACGACGGAAAAGAGGGAAAGUGGACGAUGGAGAGGUUCUGCAGAAAAGGCGAGGAAGGGAUUUUAAAUCGAAGCGUCUGGAUCUGUCUGGGCGGAGCUAUCAGCGCGCAGCAUGCCGUCGCUGACCGCGCCUUCCUCGCCCUACUUGGGCCGCAACAGUUUGACCUACUUGGCUGUCUGGAGGUUGUGAGAAAGUUUAUCCUCUUCGGCGCGUCCGACGUGAUGGGGCAAUUUGCCGUUGACCUGGUGGCCGAGUUGCAGAAGAAAGACAGUGAAGAACGAAACGUGGCGGCUUCUGGCUCUACCUCGCUGCUUCCGGGGUGUACGUACACACUGGAUUCCGGGAAUACUCGGGAGGCAAAUCUCGCGCGGUGUACCGAGCGCGUCAACACACUGUUUUCGUCCGCAGUCGCGUCCAUCCGCGCGUCUCCGGCUCAGCUUCCACGGAUUGACGCGGCCCGAUCCAGUCAAGACUUUCUGAAGAAAUACGAAAAAAGGCCACAUGCUUUCUCUUCUGCUUUCGUCUCUCCGGUGUCGGACUCGAAAGUAGCUGUCUCCUUCCGGCUGUCAAGUGUCUGCGAGGACGCCCCGGCCCAAGGAGGAAGCACGCGCUGGCUGGAGGCCGCAGGCGAUAGAGAGCAAAGGAAACGUGGUCGCAGCGUUGCGGACUUGUUAGCGACCGUGGAGGUCAUGCCGCAGACGCCUUUCCCCGUUAUGCUUUUCUUCGAUGCGGAGACGCGGCGUCACUACACCCGAAUCUUCCAGUUCCUCGCGGUCAUCACAUUUUCUCUUCAUUCCAUCCACCACGUGUGGCGUGGCCUGAGCCGUCUGCACCGCGGGCUCGACGCCCGCGCGCACACCAGGCAAGUGAAUCGUUUUUCUUCUCUGCGGCCGCACAUGCAAGGCUCGGAGCGACGUACUGGAGACUGUCCUUCUUGGCAGAGAGGCGACGGAAAACAGGGGCAGCAGAGAGCGGGCGCGAGAGACGAAACUGGCGAGACAGCCGGCGGAGGAGGGGGCCUUUUCCGUAGACCCAGGACGCUCCUGGCAGAAGGAGGGGGGGGAGGCGACGAGCGCAGCGUCGCGGGAGACCUAGAAAACGAAACACCGUUCACUCUCGGGCCUGGGCUGUACGCGAACAUGUGGCAACUGUGCGUCCGAAUGAAAUUUGUGACCGAAGCGCUUCACGCCUACGUUAUCACUGACGCACUCCAGGCGGAGUGGAAUGACCUUACGGGGUACAUACACCGCAGUACACAGGCCGCUCUGCAGCAGCCCGCGUUUCUACGCGGCACGAGCGGCAGGGAACCAGAUGGCACGCGAGGGCUGGAAGUUCCAGUCUCCACCUCGCAUGCAUCGACGAAGCACCAAGGCGAGACAGACACCACGCCGCGAGAGGGUGCCCUCGAGACUAGGAAUGGCAAUCAAAAUCUACCGCCGCCGUCUUCGUUCAACUCUCUCGUCCCGCUGAAGCGCGAAUCAGGCUGGAUGUCGCCUGUCGCCAGAGAGACUGACGCGGAGGAGGCCUGCACCAGGAAGAUCACCGACAAGGACUUUGGGGCCUUGGAUUCGAGAGCGAUGUCCGCUGCUCGGGGGCGCGACGAAGAAGCGACGGCGUACGGACUGCUCGCCAGGCACAGGAGAACCGUGGCCUCCAUUCAUGCCAGGUGUCUCCUGUCUCCUCGACUGGUGCCCUUGCACAAGCACGUGAUGAGCGUUCUUCGGGCGUCUUGGGCUCUGCGGGCCCUCCAACAGCAGGUCGAGCUCGACGAGCGGCAAUUGGGAAAGCUGCUGGCGCAGCAAGCGGAGCGCUGGGGGGAGCUCAGUGAGCAGCGCAUGCGGCUGGAGGCGGAGGAGGCUGCCGCGAACCGCGUUGUUCGUGCGUCUUUUGCCAGCCUGGCGGCUCCUCCGGCGACCCGCGAGGAGGCAGGCGAAGCGCAGUCCGCCCUGAGAGAGGCCCUUCAACGCGAUGAGGAAGCUAUUUUCGCCGCGAAACGGGGCAUAGAGCGGGCCGGCGUUGCCGCAGGCCUCGUGGCAGCUCAGCAGCUCCUGAAGAUCGAGCAGAACUUCCAAGCGGCGUGCGACGGGCUGAUGGCUGCUCUGCAGAAGCUCGGGCCUCUGCAGCUGCUUGACGCUCUAGCCCUCAGGCUCGAUUUCAAUUGCUUCUACUCCAGACAGGCCAUGCUGAAGGCCGCUCGCGCGAACGGUGCGAGCCGGAUUUUUGGAGAGGUGUAG